GGCAAUCAAAGGUUGCGCUACUUACAUAUGUUAGGGAUUGUGUCGACGCAGUUGGUUACAAGUUUCUAAAAAGGGUGACACUGGAGUUUAUCCUCAGAACAUCCAAAACUUUUUGUAUCAGUAAGGUCAACGUCUGUUGUUCGAGAACAACUGAUAAAUUUACCGACAGUAAUGUUUAAAACAUAACGACGUGAAUUCGUAGGGAAAAUAGACCUUUUGGUGUUAUUGUAAGUGGAAAGUAGACUAUAUAAUGUUAAAUUAAGCUAAGUUUAGGGCGUUGGUUUCGAGAAGCCUGUUUUAAUAGGGAGAUUUAAGAUUAAAUAUCACUAUUUUUAUCACGUGCUGCAGCUAUUAUGGGGAACAAGAAAACAGUUUGGUACAAGAUCCCCUUUAUUCGCACCGAAUUUCUUUAUUGAAUGCUAGUUAAGUUUCCUCAUCUUUUUUGAGUUGCUGUAGGAAUGAAGAUAAAGUUGUGUUAAAUAAUUACUUGACGUCAACGUAAAACCAUAACUAAUCAUAUACGGACGAAUACAAUAACUAUAUCCCCUAGACUGUCUCUGGGCACGUUAUACUAAAGAGCGAAGAGGCAUUGUCAAGUAGUCCUCCACUUUAUCUUGAGAUCUAUUUCCGCUGGUUUUUUUGAGCCGUAUAUUCUUUCACAGGUUUUCUUUAGUCUCCUGAUGUGCAUUUUAAAUAAAGGCUUCUUCAUUUAUCUAUUCGAGACAUUCAAAGUGUUACUAUCAACGUUUCUGGCUAACAAUGUCACUUACUAUUUUUAGGUUAAAACCUAAGAUAUGGUAACCAGUGGAAGUAGUCUUGAAAACAGAUUCUUCCAAAUCAGGGUGAUAAUAGUAUCACGUAGAAGUAGUGAAAGUUGACACAUUUAGCUAACAGUUCAGGUGACACUUUAGGUUGUAGUUUUAGACAUUAUUAAAUCCUUCAGUGUGUAGUAGUACCUAUCCCUUCUUUAACUUUUAUUACUAGGACGUAACAGAAUUCGCCGGCGUUUAUUUAUGUCUUGGGAUGUAAACGACUGGUUAGUUCGGAAACUUCUAGUUUUAUAUUGAUAUGGAGUUGGGGGAAUAGAUUUUUAACCUAUCAAUCCCCCACCAAACUUUGUAUACUAAAACUUCAAAGGCAGACCAAUACAUACUUGGUGUAUAGUAAUCCUAUAGGGUUCAAAACUUAAUAUUAGCAUUUGGGCAUGCAAACUGCUUUCAUUCAUUACACAUGUCAUAUUCAUAUUUUUCCAUUGGCAAAAUUUACUUUUAGAGUUCAGGAAGGUGAAUUGGCGACAUUCAUAAUGCUGUUUAAUUACAAACGCGUUAAUUUUUAAGUCAUCUGUUAAAUAUUGGUGGUGGUAUAGAAAAUGAAUGUUGAUGUCAUUUCAGAGUCACUGAAAACGGAAAUAGAAGAAAUAGCUCUAAAAUCGGGAAUUGAUGUACGUGAUUAUGCUGCUCAAGUUGAAUCAGAGUUAACGAAAAUCGAAGAAUCACUCAUCAAGACAUAUAUAACGGUCAGUCCUGAAGUAGCUAGUUUGCAUAACCAAAUUAUCUCAUGUGAUGCUAUCCUAGAGCGGAUAGAAAACAUACUGACUAAUUUUCAUGAAGAUUUGGGUGCCAUUAGCACAGAAAUCCAGGAUUUGCAAAGCAAAUCUCUACAAAUGAACACUCGGUUGCAAAACAGACAGGUUGUUCGGAGUAAUUUAAGCCAGUUUCUUUCAGAUAUGGCCAUUCCUGAAGAGCUUAUACGACAUAUCAUGUACACUCCUGUUACUGAACAAGAGUUCCUUGAAAACCUUCAUGAAUUAAAUCAUAAAAUGAAUUUCUCGUCAGAGCAAUCUAUGGUGGAUUACAAAUCAUUUAACGAUGUUAGUGUACUUCUAAAAAAGUUGAGAAUUAAGGCUGUUACAAAAAUCCGGGAAUUUCUGUUGGGUAAAAUAUACUCCUUACGUAAGCCACUUACAAAUUAUCAAGUUCCUCAAAACCAAAUGCUGAAAUUUCGAUUUUACAAUUCGUUCCUCUUAGCUCAUGAUCGAGAGACAGCUAAAGAAGUUAGGGUGGAGUAUAUCAAUACGAUGAGUAAAGUUUACUACGCCUAUUUUAAAGCUUAUGGUGGUAAAUUAACCAAAUUACAACUUGAUACAACUUAUGAAAAAGAUGAUUUAUUAGGGAAAAAUCCAGAUAAAUACAAUUCUGCAUCAUCUACAUCCAGUCUGAUGUUCAAUUCAAUUACUAAUGUUACUAAUAAUCCAACCGUAUCAGUGUCUUCUAAUUCUGGAACACGUGUUGGACUUUUUGGAUUAAGUGAUCGUGCACUUCGUGUACUUGGUAAAUCGAAUCUAGAAAGUGCUAUUAUUUUACCACAUGUGGCCAGCAACGUGGAUGCUAAAUACCCUAUUGAAGUUUUAUUUCGUUCCAUUCACUACGCGCUUCUGGAUACUGCAUGUCGAGAAUAUUAUUUUCUGUCAGAUUUCUUCCUUCUUAGCACGGAAACUGAGUCUGUUGAUUCACCGCCAUCUUGUGAUCAAAGUACACCCAAUCAAGGUCGAACUCAAAGUGGUGUAGCCUUAGCUCAUUUAUUCGAGCAAGUUAUGAGUCGUAGUUUAAGUUGGAUACAUAAAUUUACUGGGACUUUCAUGAUUUCUUCUUGUUCUCAUGAUGCAAUCGGUUUAUUAAUUUGUCUCCAGCUUUUACAUGCUUUGCUUCGUCUGGCUAAAGAGAGAGGGGUACCUGUGUUGGAUGAUUUUUGGGGUAAAAUGACUGAGACUUUGUGGGUACGUGUUACUGAUAGACUGGAUGUACAUAUAGCAUCCAUGCUGCAGUAUUUGGAUGUCAGCAGUUUUAGUACAGAUGCUCGUGAUAUUAUGAAGUCCAAUUUAUCCACCCUAAAUGUCAAUAUACCUACAAAUGCUACCGGAAAUACCACUGUCAGUUUACACCCUAAAAUGUAUGCUCUUAUUCGUCCUCAUUGGAUAGCCAGACGUUAUGCUGAAUUAGCUGCUAGCCUACAUUCAAUCGGACAUCAAUUCCCUGGUACUCCACUUUUUGAUGACAGUAUGAGUAAAUCUAAGAGUUCAGAGAGUUCAAAUUUACAAUGCUCUUUACACAAUGAACCAACAUUUCAACAAAAUCUUGCAAAUUUGAAGCCUGCUUUAGAUCCUCGUAUCCUUAGUCGUUUGGCUCAAUUGCAAAAUCAAUUCGAACAUGUACUGAAUUCUCUAGCCAAAACAUUUUCACGUCCAAAAUUAGCACACAUAUUUCUAAUCAACAAUUAUGAUUUGGUCAUAAGUGUACUAACUGAACAUGGAGCUGCUGAUUCUUCCGAGGUUGUUCGAUGUCGUGAAGCUGUAGCGAAGCAUAUGACAUCAUAUAUCGAUGAAGCCUUGUCACCUUAUUUUGGUUGUCUGAUAUCUUUUGUUCGCGAUGUCGAAGCCAGAUCAACUAGUGAAAGUCAUCAUCUGUCGAAAAAUCAAGACGAAGUGACCCAAAAUAUUCGUAGUGAGGAAGCUCGGGUAACACGAAUAGUGAAGGGCUUCAAUAUUGAUUGGAAGAAUUCGAUUGAAAAAAUACAUGAUGAAAUCAUGAUGGAGUUUGCCAAUUUUACCUUGGGGACACAAAUAUUUCAGAGUUUACUUGCUCAACUUAUUCAACAUUACCAUCGUUUUCAAAAAGUGAUGACACAAAGUCCCUACAAAAAUAUGCCUAUACGUAAUCAAUUGGUAAAUAUACAUCAGAUUACAAAUGAAAUGAAAAAGUGUAAAACGAACUUUUCUUAAAGUUAAUUAAAUACAUCUUGCAUAACAUUGUCGUCAUCAUCAUCGUCGUUUUGAUAAACAUUUCAAAUCAUUCCAUUUUGUCGUUUCGGUUCUUUUUUGUUGAAUUGUAUUUUAGUUAUUUCGUUCUUUAUCUAUGUAUAAAGUGUUUUUCUUGCUACUACAAUGUGCUUUGAUGAUUUAGUUGUUGUUGAUCUUUAUGACUGAUGAAUCUUUAUUUUCCAACCCCUAUUCUCAAAGUAUGUAUCUAUAUGUUCUAUCCUUUUUCAGCUUUAUUUACGAUGUGUUCUAUCAUCAGUAUUUUUAUUUUGGAAUAAUAGUUUUUAAUUUUUUGUUUUGUUAUUUAUCUUUGCUCUAUAUUUCCACUUAUCUUGCUUUGCCCUACUAUUUGUGUUUUUUUAACUGUGGUUGUGCUAGUGUAAUACUUUUUGUUGAAAAAACCCAAUGAUUCAGCUGUUUGGUGUAUUUCAUAUUGUGUACCAAAUUAAUGACUGUUACAUGGGACUAUCAUAAAUAUAUAGCUUAGGAGU
This is a messenger RNA of Schistosoma mattheei, 4305 nucleotides long. NCBI's taxonomy places the organism in Eukaryota, Metazoa, Platyhelminthes, Trematoda, Strigeidida, Schistosomatidae. The record is from the annotation of a GenBank genome assembly.